Oncorhynchus mykiss (rainbow trout) is the source of this 6486-nucleotide messenger RNA. Its product is annotated as kelch-like protein 24. Lineage: Eukaryota; Metazoa; Chordata; Actinopteri; Salmoniformes; Salmonidae. The record is from RefSeq and is a predicted model, not a curated record. Gene Ontology annotation, molecular function: protein binding.
ACAACGUCAGGGGAGUGUUUGCAAACAAAGACCAGCCACGUGGAGGACAAAGGUACGUUGGGAAGUGCUGUUUCUGAUUCGACAACUGAAAUACACUACCCAUAAGCACCAAGAUUUCUAGUUGACUGGGUCGGCAUAUCCCGAGGAUGUGAUAUGUAUCUCCGUGUGAUGUUUACACUUUGUUACAGUUCUUUGUCUCGAGCAUAAUAAAUCAUGAUGUCUAGGCAUAGAUACAUAUAUUUUUUUGUAUAAGAAACAUUGCCAUCAUACCAUUUUUGGAUCAAGAAUUUUCGGAUCAACAUUUUCAGAACUUUUUUGUUUCUUGUUUUUUUUCAUCACUCGAAAUAGCCGAGGCGGCUCAUACGAAAACUCCAGGAUAAGGUAUCCGGUAGUUCUACAGAGCAGCAGCCAUGGUGUUGAUCCUGGGCAGACGGCUGAACAGGGAGGACUCUGGGACCCGGGACUCCCCCGCUGUCAAACGAAAGGUGUUCGAGGUGGACUCCAAGACGCUGACCGGUAAUGAAGUGCUGGACUUCUCCUCCGGCUCCUCCCACUCAGAGGCCAUUUUGCAGGUGUUCAAUGAGUUCCGCGACAGCCGCCUCUUCACCGACGUGAUCAUCAGCGUGCAGGGCCGCGAGUUCCCCUGCCACCGCGCUGUGCUCUCUGCCUGCUCCUCCUACUUCCGCGCUAUGUUCUGCAACGACCACCGUGAGUCACGCGAGAUGCUGGUGGAGAUCAAUGGCAUUCUGGCCGAGGCCAUGGACUCCUUCCUCAGCUACGUCUACACGGGCCGCGCCAAGAUCACCACCGACAACGUGCAGUUCCUAUUCGAGACCUCCAGCCUCUUCCAGAUCUCCACGCUGCGUGAAGCCUGCGCCAAGUUCCUAGAAGACCAACUAGACCCUUGCAACUGCUUGGGAAUCCAGCGCUUCGCAGAUGCCCACUCUCUGAAACAGCUAGCCAGCCGUUGCCGCUCGUACGCCCUGGCCAGCUUCCCUGAUGUGGCCCAACACGAGGAGUUCCUGGACCUGAGGAGGGACGAGCUGGAGGAGUACAUAUGCAGUGACGAACUGGCCAUCGGGAAGGAGGAGGUAGUGUUUGAGGCAGUGAUGCGCUGGGUGUACCACAGUGUGGAGCCCCGGAGGCCCGUGCUUAAAGAACUGUUGCACCACGUCCGUCUGCCCCUGCUGCACCCCAACUACUUUGUCCAGACAGUGGAAGGAGAUCAGAUCAUCCAGACCGCUCCAGAGUGCUACCAGCUUCUCCACGAGGCCCGACGGUACCACGUACUGGGCAACGAGAUGAUGUCACCCAGAACCCGCCCACGCAGGUCGACAGGCUUCUCAGAGGUGAUCGUGGUGGUAGGGGGCUGUGAGAGGGUGGGGGGGUUCAACCUGCCUUACACAGAGUGUUACGACCCUGUGACAGGAGAGUGGAAGUCCCUGGCCAAGCUCCCAGAGUUCACCAAGUCAGAGUACGCCGUCUGUGCCCUCCGCAACGACAUCCUGGUCUCAGGGGGGCGUAUCAACGGCAGAGAUGUGUGGAUGUACAACUCUCAGCUCAACCUAUGGAUCCGAGUUGCUUCACUCAACAAAGGACGCUGGAGACACAAGAUGGUGGUCCUACUGGGGAAGGUCUAUGCAGUGGGAGGGUAUGACGGUCAGAGUCGUCUGAGCAGUGUGGAGUGCUAUGACUCCUUCUCUAACCGCUGGACAGAGGUGGCUCCCAUGAAGGAGGCGGUCAGUUCUCCGGCCGUGUCCAGCUGUGCUGGGAAGCUCUUUGUCAUCGGGGGAGGGCCCGAUGACAACACUUGCUCUGAUAAGGUCCAGUGCUAUGAUCCAGAGGCAGACACCUGGGCGCUAAGGGCAAGCAUCCCCAUCGCUAAGCGCUGCAUCACGGCGGUCUCCCUGAACAACCUGAUCUAUGUGUCAGGUGGUCUAACCAAGUCUAUCUUCUGCUACGACCCUGCGGAGGACUACUGGAUGCACGUGGUGCACACCUUCAGCAAACAGGAGAGCUGUGGAAUGUCGGUGUGUAAUGGGAAGAUCUUCAUCCUGGGUGGGCGGGGUGAGAACGGCGAGGCCUCUGACUCCAUCCUGUGUUACGACCCGGCAACGGGCAUCAUCACCGGCGUGGCGGCCAUGCCUCGCCCCAUCUCUUACCACGGCUGUGUCACCAUCCAUCGUUACAACGAGAAGUUCCACCACCGGCCCUGACCCCACAAACACACACACAAACACACAGGCUUGUACAUAAACAUGCUUUAAAAGACAUUCACUCACACAAAACGAUUCUUCAGACACGCGCUCUCUAAAAAGGGUGCAAAUAGACAUGCACACACUCUCAACCCUUUUUUUUCCUCUCAAGAAGCAACUAAUUUAGAAAUUCAGGCCACAGCCCCAGUUUCAGUUUCACUUGUUUCCUUAUUGUCCCAUGAAGCAACACUCUGGUGCUGGUAUUGUGGUAUUCCUGCUAUGCUACUCCAGAUCCAUCUAUGCCUGCCAGUUGACUUUGUUAAGGUGGUUGUUCAAUGUAAAACCAAACCAUAGACUGGCUGGUAUGCCUCCAGACACCACUAUGUAUGUGUUUAGAUAGAGCCUUCAUGGAGCCCGUGGCAGGAUCAGAUCAGAGCAGGCAGACAUGCGCCAGGGUUGUGGAGGUCAUGACAUUUUGUCGGCCGGUGAUUUUCAAGCAAAUAACUGCCGGUGUCACGGUAAUUAACCGUUAAUUAACAUAAACACAUUUAGCAUCUCCUGGCUUCCACUUACAGCCUACAAGCCACUGAUGCAGAUCUUUGGAAUAUAUACACAUUUUAAAAGUCUUAAUAAAUCCAUUUAAUAUGGCCUACACCUUCACAAUUAAUCCAUAAUUUAUUUUAGACAGGUCUAAAGAAACAUGAUAUGAAGAGGGACCGCAAAUGUGAUUAUGAUUGUAAUGCUUUAUUAUCUUCCCCAAACUUGGAACUCACAAGCCGCCUAUGUAUGUCAGUUAUUCUCCACACCGGUUGUAAAGGGGAUUCAUGUGCUUAAUUCUAAGAAGUUAUUUGACCACUUGAGUUGUAAUUCUAACCUUAUCAAAACAUAUAGGCCUAUGGGCUAGGCUACAUUAGGUGUGCGACUAUGAUUUGAAAAAUUCACCAAAAAACGGCAUGCACUGUUUCUUGUCUUACUGGACACACUGGGCAUCAUUCACAAGUGAUAAUACACCAUUCACAAGUGAUAAUAUUGUUCUCAGACUAUUCUUAAUUUGUUAUCAGACUAUUCUUAAUUUUUGUCUUUACUGUACAUAUACUAAAUAAUAUAUGUGUGAAAUUAGUUUUGAUUUUGAAUGAACCAUUAUCAUACACUUGUCUCAGAACAGGGGCAGGGGAAAAAAGAUGUAAUCUAUGCACUUAAAUAGCGAAUGGAGGACUCUUUUCCCCUGGUUAAUUUUCAUGCCUGCCAGGUAUGCUGUACUGAUGUUGUAAAGAUAAGCAUUGUGCUUAAUAAUAGGAAGGUUGAGAAAUAAAUAUAGUAGGCCUAGUCUAUAGAAAACUGAUGGGAGCCUCCUCUUUUUAGUAGAAGCCAUCACUCUGUUUUCUCACACAAUUGCAUAGCCUAUAGAAAUGUUGCGCAACGUGAGCUCAUGGUCUCUCAUGAAGUGUUUGAUUUGAUUUUCCGAUCACAUUUGCAUUGAUGUCAGAGUGAUUAUAGGGACAAUAGAGUGCUGAGUACCAGGCAGUUAGCAAGUUUGGUAGGCUACUAAUGUCCACCAGCAGCAUCAGAGCGCACGCAGUUUUGGAGAAGCCUAGUUACCGUGACUAAACAGUCACGUGGAAUUUGACUGUGGUCAUGACUUGUGAACGGCGGUACAGCGGUAAUAUGGUCACUGUAACAGCCCUAGACAUGCCUAGCAGCAGUGUGUAGGCCACAUGCAUUCUUGUGCCAGUAGCAGCUCCUUGUCUCCUCUUCCUAAGAACCAGAGAUAGUCUCUAUCUGCACAUCAAAGAGCACAAUCUUUGAUGGACAGAUAGGGAGUCAUGAUAGUGGAUGAAACAAAGUGUUGCUUUUAGAGAUUAUCUCCUUAACCUUCAGGUGUUCAGGUGGACAAGUACUGACAGAUAGUGAAUUGUGAUAGUGAACAGGAAAGCUUUGAUUCAGACUUGAGAGAAAUUCAUAGGAAUCUGCCACUGAUUGACAAGGGGUGGUACAGUAAUUCUUAGAACCCAGUUUUAAAAGGCAAUAUGCAUUCCAACCAUCUUAAAAUGGCUUCCUCUUUCUUCGUAACCACUUGAUAAUAUCAUGGAAAUUGGAACAGUAUCAUGGAAUGUAUCAAGCACCUGGAUGCCAGAGGGUAGGAAUGUGGUUCCAUGACUUCAAUUUUAUAUGUCGUUAAGCAGUGAUUGUUUGGUAUAAAACAAAACAAGCUGGCCUAUGCUUAUCCAAAAACAGAGGCCAUGUCCAAAUAGAACUAAACGUCUUAUUUUCAUUGUCGUCUUUUGUCUCAUUGCCACUAAUUUCAAAUGACAUUCAUUUUAGGAAGCUACCUCCUGCUGUGGUCUGAACUCUGAUUCCGCUGACUCCUAUUUCCUUUUCCUGUUAGAGGUUCCCUUACUUACUCUUUCCAUAUCAUCUCUUUCCUCUUCUCAUAUCCUACCUCUUAUCACUGACACUCAUCAUAAUUCCCUUGAAUCUUUGCUAUACACACACACACACACACACACACACACACACACACACUGAUUUUUUUGUUGUUGUUCAAUUUAUUAAAUUAUAUUUGUAUUUUUGACUGUUGGAUAUGUGUGCUGAUGUUAUACCUUGUGCUUGGUGGUGUGCUUGUUGCUACAUAGAGUUUAGAUAGUUGGUUUGGAUGUUGGGUGUGUGGGUGAUUUAGUCAAUAUCAGCAGGGCCGUUUUCUAGCAUUUUGGGGGCCCAAAGCGAGAUUUGGUUUGCAGAGUUCAAAUGUUGCAUUAUUAAAGCUAAUUUCAUGCAGUUCUACACAUUUUGCCAUGGGUUGGGGGCCCAAUAGCGGCCGCUUAUGUCGCGUGUGCCUAGAAACAGCACUCGAUAUCAGAUGCCUUAGUAGAUGAAAUCUCAAAGACUGUUAUAAGUGAGUGGUAUAUUGGGUGAUUUUUAUUAUAUGUAAACCAGUUAUAGCUUUAUAUCAUAACAGUCUGUUUACUAUUGUGCUGCUUACCCAGUGGCCUUGCCUCAUAUAUGCAAAUUCUAUAGAACUCUGUGCCAUACAUAGACAAUGGCACCUCUCACCUGUAUACUCAUACAAUGUAUAGCUCAUGUACACAAUGUAGCUCGGGGUAACCAUGGAAACCUCCAGGUGUGUGGGCCGUUGGCUUUACCGAGCUGACACCUGUGUAUUAACUCACAGGAUAUGAUUGAUUGGCAGGUGUGAUGGUGGUAAUUGUAAGUCUUGAUUCUGGUCAGUAAAAGUCGCCUUUUACUUUUGGUGUCGUUAGAAUAAGAGAAUAAGAGAUUCAUUGCUGUGAAUUGAUGUAUUGCUGUGAUACGGUGACGUUGAGGCCUUCUCUUUGCCACAUUUUUAUUCAAAUGUUCUGUCAUCCUUCUUUGCAUAUGGUUUGUGUCUUUUUGCUGUUUUUUUUUGUAUCCGAGAGCCCCAAUUGUGCACUUUUACUAUUAUAUCACAAUGUAAAUAUGAUUUUUUUUAUUUCCUUUUAUUACUGUAUCAGUAAAAGCUAUUUGCUUUCAUGUGACGUAUGUGAGUGGGGUGAAUGGAGCCUGUCAGCGCCUCGUACUGGUCUGCCACAACUAUAAUAUGUCAGAUCAAGAUCAACACAGGGAGAGAAAGAGGGGGGGGGGGGGGGGGGGGGUAGAGGAACAUGCACUACGUUAUUGGGUCAAGGGUAAGGAACUGUUUUGUUUCUCAAUUACGUUUUUACUAAAUAAAUCAAAGUGAAAGAAAAUGUGAGGCAUGUUAGCUUAAUCUGUAUUCCAGUGUUUUGUGUCAUAGUUGAGCAAGAGAGACUUGUUGUUUCUUGUUUUGGUGGCGAAUGCUGGGAUUGUGUGUGUUGUUGAUGAGUGAUGCUUGUUUUUGACAGUCUGCCACAGGUAAGUUGUCUGCUCUAUAUUGGAUGACUCUCAAGGGGAGAAGUGAUUGAAGGAUGUAAAUGCAGAGUUAGGCAUUUGGCCCAGAUCAAAUCCCUAAGGUGAUGUUUUGAACUUGCUUUCAUGGGAACCCUGGAUUUGAGCUAUGGAUUUAUGAAUUUGUGUACAAGAUGAGGGCUAGUUCCACCUAGAGAAUGCAAUCCUUUGUGCCUGGAAUAAGACAAUAUUGGAUUAAAAUCUGUCUUUCUGAUAUUAAGGAAACAACAUUAAAUGAAAGUAUGUAUGAUGUGAUAUUCAAAUCUCUCUUUCGCCUUGGUUCUUCUGUUUCUUCUGAAAAUUAGCGUGGACUGUCUGAGCUAUAGUAUGUCGGACUGUAAUUGCUGGCUUGUGUAAAUGAAGCAUCAAUAAAGUUAUUCUCUAUACUGAA